UUACUUUUUAGUUGCCAAAAUCCAAGAGAAUGAUUCUAUUUCUAGUUUAGUUUAGUUUUGUUUGGUUUUUUCUGUUUUCUUAUGUAGUUUGUCUUCUUCUUGCGGCGCACGUCAAAUAACACCUCAUUCAUUCUCUUCUUUUCCUUUGACUUGCCAUUCAUUUUCUUUAUUCAAAUUUCAUUUACAAUUUCUCUAAGCUGUUAACAUCUUUAUGAUCUUUUUCCACUUACCUUAAUCCUUUAUAAUUAGUACUAUUAUGGCUUUUCCUACUUCUUUAGAAGAUUGGAUUAAGGCUUCUUAUGUUGUUUUUGCAUUCUUCUCAGCUUUAUUCAUUGGUGCCUUAAAAGGUUUAAUUGUGGGUCCUAUUGCUGCUCUUAUAUUGAUCAUAGGAAACGUUGGAGUGAUUUUAGUAUUGUUUCCUGCACAUGUGGCUUGGACUGUUUAUACCAUUUUGAAGACUCAAAUAGUUGAUGCAGCUUUGAAAGUUGCUAUUUUGAUUGCUUUGCCUGCUUUGUUUGGUUUAUGGUUGGGUUUAGGCAUAGCUGGUAGUGUUCUUGUUGCUAUUGGCUAUGGCUUUUUUACUCCUUGGGUUUCAACUUUUGAGGCCUUUAGACAUGACAAUGAGUCAAAGAAAUUCAUGCACUGUGUUGUGGAUGGAACCUUGGGAACUAUCAAAGGAAGUUGCACUGUGGUUAGGGAUUUUGCAGAUAUAUGUUACCAUUCAUAUCCAAGUUACUUGAAGGAACGACGUGAAUGUUCAGACCAGUGUAAGACACUAAGGUUAAUUCAUGUUCCUGGAUGUGUGAUUGUAGGGAUAGUGGGACUAAUUGUUGAGGUUCCUUUAUUCACUGCAAUUGCUAUAGUUAAGAGUCCAUACCUAUUGUUCAAGGGAUGGUACAGACUUUUGCAUGAUUUAAUCAGCAGAGAAGGUCCAUUCCUUGAAACAGUUUGUGUCCCAAUUGCUGGUUUAACAAUCUUUGUGUGGCCUCUUGUUGUCAUUGCCAGCAUUUUAUUGGCUAUUUUCUCUAGCAUUUUUGUUGGACUAUAUGCCUCUAUUAUAGUUUAUCAGGAAAGAUCUUUUCGUCGAGGUUUAGCUUAUAUAAUGGCAAUGGUUGCUGAGUUUGAUGAAUAUACAAAUGAUUGGCUCUAUCUUAGAGAGGGGACAUUCUUUCCAAAGCCCCAAUAUCGAAAGAAAUUGGUUUCUCAAUCAUCUGAGUUUUCUACUCGGGGGGGAAAUAGUGUGUCCGGAAGCAGAAGAAAUACUACUAUGGAACCACCUGCUAUGUUCAUGCCAAACUUAGCUCCUUCAAGAUCAGUUAGAGAGACCAUUCAAGAAGUUAAAAUGGUUCAGAUUUGGGGAAAUAUGAUGAGGUCCUGUGAGAUAAGAGGCAAGGAAUUAUUGGAUGCUAAUGUAGUAACAACUGCUGAUCUUUAUGAGUGGUUGAGAGGAAAGAAUGUUAAUGAAGCAUCCAUAGUUGGUGUUGGUUUACCUUGUUAUUCACUUCUACAAACACUUCUCUUUUCCAUUAAAGCUAACUCAAAUGGUGUAUUGCUACUUGAUGAUUUUGAGAUAACUCAUUUCAAUAGACCAAAGGAUAAGUUGUUGGAUUGGUUCUUUAAUCCAGUAAUGGUUCUCAAGGAACAGAUUAGGGUUAUUAAGUUGGUUGAAGGUGAAGUGAGAUACUUGGAAAAAGUUGUUUUGUUUGGAGUUAAUAAACAAAGGUUUGAAGCUUGGGAUAAUGGUGGUUUGUUGAUUCCUGAUAGUCUUAGAGCUGCUCAAAUUGAGGGAAUUUCUAGAAGGAUGAUUGGAAUGAUAAGAGGUGUAACAAAGCUUCCAACAUACAGAAGAAAGUUUCGUCAAGUUGUUAAGGAACUAUUGACUUAUUCAUUGGAGAAAGAUACUUCAGGAAAGGCUUUGGUUAUUCAUUCUAUGGAUAGAGAUGUUUCUGAAAAGUCUUUAGUUACUCGUUAUUUGGAGAAAGAUCAUCCUUCUGGAAGAUCCAGUACUAGGUCUAUAGUAUCAGUUCCAUCAGAUGAAAAUGUUUAAGAUAAACUAGUACUUGUUUUUCUUCAUUAUUCUUGUUUAUGAAUCAUUGUAAAUUCCUUUAGAUUGA
This is a messenger RNA of Trifolium pratense (red clover), 2114 nucleotides long. RefSeq lists its product as uncharacterized. The transcript is spliced from 9 exons. The record is from RefSeq and is a predicted model, not a curated record. Bases 257 to 2047 code for a protein of 596 amino acids. NCBI's taxonomy places the organism in Eukaryota, Viridiplantae, Streptophyta, Magnoliopsida, Fabales, Fabaceae.